This is a messenger RNA of Colletotrichum chrysophilum, 1365 nucleotides long. RefSeq names its product Mannose-6-phosphate isomerase (gene PMI1). Bases 1 to 1365 code for a protein of 454 amino acids. The record is from RefSeq and is a predicted model, not a curated record. Gene Ontology annotation, cellular component: cytosol. NCBI's taxonomy places the organism in Eukaryota, Fungi, Ascomycota, Sordariomycetes, Glomerellales, Glomerellaceae. Gene Ontology annotation, molecular function: mannose-6-phosphate isomerase activity; zinc ion binding. Gene Ontology annotation, biological process: GDP-mannose biosynthetic process; carbohydrate metabolic process. The transcript has 2 exons.
AUGGUCUUGCAAGUCCCCUUGUUCAAGCUCCAAUGCGGGGUCAACUCCUACGAAUGGGGCAAGAAGGGAGAGGACUCAGCAGCCGCGCGUUUUGCGGCCACGACACCAGCUGAAGGCUUCACUGUCCAGUCCGACAAGCCAUACGCAGAGCUCUGGAUGGGCACUCACCCCUCAAACCCCUCAAAAGACCUCCAAUCCGGGCGCACCCUCCUCGACCUGGUUCAAGAAAACCAACAACUGCUUUCCGCCCCUGUGUCCUCCAAAUACGGCUCCAAGCUGCCCUUCCUCUUCAAGGUCCUCUCCAUCAACAAGGCGCUAUCCAUCCAGGCCCACCCCAACAAGAAACUCGCCGAGCAACUACACGCCCGCGACCCCAAGAACUAUCCCGAUGACAACCACAAGCCCGAGAUGGCCAUCGCCAUCACCCCUUUUGAGGGUCUCUGUGGCUUCCGUCCACUCGCCGAGAUCUCCCACUUCCUCAACACCGUUCCUCCACUCAAGGCCCUCGUGAAGGAGGACAAGGCCGACGAGUUCAUCAAUACCGUCAAGGGAGAGGAGGAAACCGAGUCCGCCGAGAUCAAGGAAAAGAACAAGACCGCCCUCCAGCACGUCUUCGCCUCCCUCCUCUCCGCCACUACCGAGGAAAUUCAGAAGCAGACCGAGAGCCUGGUGUCGCUCGCCAAGUCAGAAGGCAGCAGCUUCGCCGGCGGCGGCGCAGGCGCAAGUGACGGCGAGACCCUCUCGGAACUCAUCACUCGUAGCCAUGGCGAGUUCGGCGCGGACAUCGGUCUCUUUGUCCUUUUCUUCCUCAACUACGUCAAGAUGGAGCCAGGGGAGGCCAUGUUCCUCGUCGCCGACGACAUCCACGCCUACCUCUCCGGCGACAUCAUCGAGUGUAUGGCCGCCUCCGACAACGUCGUCCGCGCCGGCUUCACUCCAAAGUUCAAGGACGUGCCCACCCUCGUAGACAUGCUGACCUACAACUACGCGCCCAUUGACGAGCAAAAGAUGUCGCCCUCCGAGUACCCCUACGCCACCCUCAACCGGACCGCCUACAGCUCCGGCUCCGCCGUUAUCCUCUACGACCCACCCAUUGACGAGUUCAGCGUUGUCCGCUCGCUGCUCAAGGGUGACGGCUCCAAGGCUACCUUCGACCCCCUCGAGGGACCCAGCAUCAUCAUCUGCACGUCAGGCAAGGGGACCAUCGCCGUUGGACCCAAGGUAGAGAAAAUCAGCGAGGGCAAUGUGUUCUUUGUAGGGUCAACAGCAGAAGUGGUGCUGCAGUCUGAAGGUGAUGCCGACGACGAAUUCAUAACGUUCAAGGCGUUUUGCGAGAUUGACGAGAGGGCGGAGGAAAAGCUGUAG